AUGACAGCAAGCAAUAAUAGUGGUUUGGUGAAUAAUUUGAAGAAAGCUGGAAUAUUUCAGUCUGAACGGGUUGAGAAUGCUAUGAAAUCGGUUGACAGAGGAAAAUAUGUGAAUUACGAUCCGUAUCGCGAUUCACCUCAACAAAUAGGCUAUGGAGCUACUAUUUCUGCGCCUCAUAUGCAUGCACACGCUUUGGAAAACUUGGCACCUUUUUUGCAACCUGGUAUGAAAGUGUUAGACGUUGGAUGCGGUUCUGGAUAUUUAACUGCUUGCCUGGCAGAGAUGGUUGGACCAGAAGGCAAAGUCGUCGGUAUAGACCAUAUUCCUCAACUCGUGAAAUUGGCUACAGAUAAUGUAAUGAAUGAUCGACCGGAACUUUUGGAAUCCAAAAGAGUGAUAUUUGUACUUGGAGAUGGCAGAAAAGGAUAUCCAGAAGAGGCGCCUUAUGAUUGCAUCCAUGUUGGAGCUGCCGCAGAAAAGAUGCCUCAAGAUUUGAUUGAUCAACUAAAAUCACCCGGACGGAUAUUUAUUCCAGUGGGAAGUAAUAGCCAAUAUAUUUAUCAAAUUGACAAGGAUAAUGAUGGAAAUGUUACAAAAAAAUCUUUAAUGGGUGUCAUGUAUGUUCCACUUACUGACGCUCAGAAACAGUUAAGAGGAGA
Messenger RNA from Dentiscutata erythropus, 659 nucleotides. Lineage: Eukaryota; Fungi; Glomeromycota; Glomeromycetes; Diversisporales; Gigasporaceae. The record is from the annotation of a GenBank genome assembly.